Chelmon rostratus (copperband butterflyfish) is the source of this 3123-nucleotide messenger RNA. RefSeq names its product potassium voltage-gated channel, subfamily H (eag-related), member 5b (gene kcnh5b). Gene Ontology annotation, biological process: potassium ion transmembrane transport; regulation of membrane potential. Gene Ontology annotation, molecular function: voltage-gated potassium channel activity. The coding region runs from base 1 to 3123 and encodes 1040 amino acids. Gene Ontology annotation, cellular component: membrane. The transcript has 13 exons. The record is from RefSeq and is a predicted model, not a curated record. Lineage: Eukaryota; Metazoa; Chordata; Actinopteri; Chaetodontiformes; Chaetodontidae.
AUGCCCGGGGGAAAGAGAGGGCUUGUGGCACCGCAGAACACUUUUCUGGAGAACAUCGUCCGGCGUUCAAGUGAGACCAGCUUCCUCCUGGGAAACGCUCAGAUCGUGGAGUGGCCUGUAGUUUACAGCAAUGACGGAUUCUGCAAGCUGUCGGGCUUCCACAGGGCUGAGGUCAUGCAGAAGAGCAGCACAUGCAGUUUUAUGUACGGAGAGCUGACGGACAAGAAGACCAUCGACAAAGUCAGGCAGACGUUCGACAACUAUGAGUCCAACUGCUUCGAGGUCCUGCUGUACAGGAAGAACAGAAGUCCAGUGUGGUUCUACAUGCAAGUGGCUCCCAUCAGGAACGAGAACGACAAGGUGGUUCUGUUCCUCUGCACGUUUAAGGACAUCACCCUCUUCAAGCAGCCCAUCGAAGACGAAACCACCAAAGGAUGGACCAAGUUUGCUCGGCUGACGCGGGCGCUGACCAACAACCGCAACACGCUGCAGCAGCUGGCGCCCAUCAGCAAGCAUGAAGUCAGCCAUAAGCAGUCCAGACUGGCAGAGGUUUUGCAGCUGAACUCCGACAUCCUGCCGCAGUACAAGCAGGAAGCCCCCAAGACGCCGCCCCACAUUAUCCUUCACUACUGCACCUUCAAGACCACCUGGGACUGGGUCAUCCUCAUCCUCACCUUCUACACGGCCAUCAUGGUGCCCUACAACGUCUCCUUCAAGACCAAGCAGAACAACAUCGUGUGGCUGGUGCUGGACAGCGUGGUGGACGUCAUCUUCCUGGUGGACAUCGUCCUCAACUUCCACACCACCUUCGUGGGGCCCGGCGGCGAGGUCAUAUCCGACCCCAAGCUCAUCCGCAUGAACUACCUGAAGACCUGGUUCGUCAUCGACCUGCUGUCCUGCCUGCCCUACGACAUCAUCAACGCCUUCGAGAACGUGGACGAGGGCAUCAGCAGUCUGUUCAGCUCUCUGAAGGUGGUCCGCCUGCUGCGUCUGGGCCGGGUGGCCAGGAAACUGGACCACUACCUGGAGUACGGUGCUGCUGUUCUGGUCCUGCUGGUCUGCGUGUUCGGGCUGGUGGCUCACUGGCUUGCUUGCAUCUGGUACAGCAUCGGAGACUACGAGGUCAUCGACGAGGCCACCAACACCAUCAAGAUGGACAGCUGGCUCUACCAGCUGGCCAUCAGCAUCGGAUCGCCUUACCGCUACAACACCAGCGGGUCGGGCCAAUGGGAGGGCGGCCCGGGCAAGGACUCUCUGUACAUCACCUCUCUGUAUUUCACCAUGACCAGCCUGACCACCAUCGGCUUCGGCAACAUCGCCCCCACCACCGACGGAGAGAAGAUCUUCUCUGUGGCCAUGAUGAUGGUGGGAUCUCUGCUCUAUGCCACCAUCUUUGGAAACGUGACCACCAUCUUCCAGCAGAUGUACGCCAACACCAACCGCUACCACGAGAUGCUCAACAACGUCAGGGACUUCCUGAAGCUCUACCAGGUUCCCAAGGGGCUGAGCGAGCGGGUGAUGGACUACAUUGUCUCCACCUGGUCCAUGUCCAAAGGCAUCGACACAGAGAAGGUCUUAUCAAUCUGUCCCAAGGACAUGCGGGCCGACAUCUGUGUUCACCUCAACAGGAAGGUGUUCAACGAGCAUCCUGCAUUCCGGUUAGCCAGCGACGGCUGCCUGCGCUCACUGGCGGUGGAGUUUCAGACCACCCACUGCGCCCCCGGAGACCUCAUCUUCCACGCCGGGGAGAGCGUCGACACCCUGUGUUUUGUUGUGUCGGGGUCGCUGGAGGUCAUCCAGGACGAUGAGGUCAUCGCCAUCUUAGGUAAAGGCGACGUGUUCGGUGACGUCUUCUGGAAGGAAACCACCCUGGCACAUGCGUGCGCUAACGUCAGAGCGCUAACGUACUGCGACCUCCACGUCAUCAAGAGGGAAGCCCUGCUCAAGGUGCUGGAGUUUUACACGGCCUUCGCCAACUCCUUCUCCCGGAACCUCAUCCUCACCUGCAACCUGCGCAAGAGGAUAAUUUUCCGCAAGAUCAGCGAGGUUAAGAAGGAGGAGGAGGAGAGACAGCGGGCGAAGAACGAGGUGCAGCUCACCAUCCCGCAGGACCAUCCUGUUCGGAAGCUUUUCCAGAAGUUCAAGCAGCAGAAGGAGCUGCGCAACCAGGGGGCGGCGGCCGCCUCUCAGCUGGACCUGGAGAAGAACCAGCUGCAGGUGGAGCAGCACCACCACCAGCACCUGCACCCCCACAGCCUACAGCUGGGCCACUCCAGCCUGCAGCACUCCCUGCCGCUCAGCCUGCAGCGCCCCCCCUGCUCCAUGCAGAACGGGGCUCCACCCAGCAGCAGCGUGCUGACCGUGUCUCAGGUCACGCCCAUGCAGAGCUCGCUGGCGUACGGCCAUCCCGGCGAGCCUCCCGCCAAGCAGAACAACUGCGAUAUCAUGGAGCUGCAGCCCAGCUCCGCCGGAGGGGGGGGCGAGCAGACUGUCAGGCUCAAAGUCAGCACCAGCCCCGUGCUGGGGAAGCCGGCCGUCAAGGCCAGCGGCUGGAUGCGCCUGAAAAACAACAUGGCUCCAGUGGAGGCCAAGAAGGAGGGGCUGAACAACAACGUCAAGGCCGUUUCCGUGGAGAUGCUCUCUCAGGAGGGUAAAGGUCAGGAAGCGGGACGGAGCGGGGAUGUCGAGGAGGGCGGGGUGUCCAGCAACAACCCGCUACGCAAGACAGACUCCUGCGACAGCGGCAUCACCAAGAGUGAGCUGCGCAUCGACCGGGCGGGGGAGGCGCGGACCCCCGCUGCGGUCACCCCCCUCCUCCACAGCCCUCUCCCCGGAGGAGUGGGGUCCCCUCACCCGUUCUGCCCCAUCCCUGAGCAGGCCCUGCAGGCCGCGCUGCACGAGACCCGGCUGGAGCUCCGGGGGGACAUCCAGACUCUGGGAGGCCGUCUGGGCGCCCUGGAGAGUCAGGUAGCCGAAAUUAUCAAACUGCUGUCGGACAAGAAGCCGGCGUCCACGGGGGCGCCGCCCGCCUCCACCACGCCCAAAACCAAAAUACAACGUCAGGACAUUUUCACCGUUUCCAGGCCUGUUUCUCCGGACUCGGAGAAGGACGAGGGGCUCUGA